AUGAAAAGCCCGCGAGCCGCCGCGCGACGGUCAGUGGCCGCUCAGCAUCACAUAGCAAUGGAUGUAACUUUGGCCUUUUCAGAGAUAAAAGAACUUGCUGAAGAGCUAUGGCAAAACAAAUCCCCUGGAAAUGUAGAGGAAGUGAUUGAAAAAUUGUUCAAUAAAGUUACAACUCUGGAUGAAAUCGAGGGAAGCAAUGCUAAAGACUUUCAGGUUGAGGAAUCUGCCAUUAAUCUGUGGAACUGGGCAGUAACCAAGAGACAAGAAUUACAAAUUGAUGAUCAACAGCGAACAAAAUUACGUCAUGUGGCCUGCAAACUGGUCUGUCUGAGCAGCUGCACUAAUUUGACUGAGGUGAUGCUGCGACGGCAGGUCCUGAUGGCCACAAAGACAGGACGGAGCUGGCUGGAAUGCAGGAAUCCAUUACUGGCAGAUGGUUUUCUGGACUUGGCUGUGACAAGUUUGGAAAUGCUGUAUUCAAGGCUAAUUGGUAGAAAUGAUGCUGAAUCAGAUAUAAGUGUACAUAAGAGAGAUGUGGAAAAGGACCUUCUCAAACUUCAUUCCUAUCAGGCUGAAUCAGCUGUAAUUCAGAGUAAUCAUAAGAUUGCAGUGGCUUGUAUCCAGCGCUGUAAGGAUAUGUUGCUUAGAACCCCUAAAGAGACAGGUUACUUAUCUUUAUUGUGCUAUAAUUUUGGAGUAGAGACCUAUCAACAGAAGAAAUAUGAAGAAAGUGUUUUCUGGCUGAGUCAGAGCUAUGACAUUGGGAAAACCAAUAGGAGACAUUCCCCAAGCCCAACUGUGCAGGCAAAGGUUUUACGUUUACUGGCCAAUGUCUAUCUAGAAUGGGACAGUAACCGGUACCAGGAGAAAGCUUUGAGUGCUGUCAUCCUAGCUAAUGAAGAGAAUCCCCAUCCUGCAGGCUUGUUUUUGAAGAUUAAAAUUAUUUUAAAAUGUGUUAGUCCUGAUGAGGCUGUUCGUACAGCAAUUAGUGAUCUCCUCGGAAAAGUAUCUCUCGAUGUCUGUCUUGAGGCUGCAAAACUAUUGAUGGAACACGGCAGGGAUGCUCUGUCCUUUGACUUUCUGACAACUCUGUCCAAGCAGUUUGAAACUUCUCAUGAUAUUGGGAAGAUCCUUUUAAUACACCUGUUGCAGCUGCUGCAGAGUGGCCAGAAGCUUGCUGCCAAGCACAAACUGGAGGAUAUCAUUGAAGGUCAUUACGCAGGGAAGAGGAUUUCACCUGAGAUUCUGAUUCAAUUUCAUAUUGUUCUGUGGGGAAGAGCUGCAAAGAAUUUUGAGGCACAGAACUAUGCUGAGGCUCUCCAAUGGUACAAUUAUUCUUUAAGUUUUUAUCCUGCUGGACAAAUGGACCAGAACUUGGCCAAACUGCAGAGAAAUAGGGCAUCCUGCUACCUGCACCUAAAACAGCUGGGAAAGGCUAAAGAGUCUGUAAAAGAAGCAGAGCGAUGUGAUUCAGACAGCAUCUUCACCCAGUUCAGUGUUUACAAGAUUGCCAUUUUGGAAAAUGACAUUGAAAAAGCUGUGCAAGCGGUGAUAGCUAUGGGUCAGCUUGCAGAGAGGCCUGUGCAGUGUGUGAAUAAGGUCCUAGUGGGUCAUGUCUCUGCCACCGAUUUCCUGAGCCUGGCAGCACAGAUUGCUUUAGAGAAUAACCAGGAGGAGGCCGCCAGAAAAGCAUUUGAAUAUUUGUGUCAGCAUUCCCAAUAUUGUAACCAAGUCUUUACAGCUCUCAGAUGUUUGAUUCGCCUUGUGCCCUCUGUUACAGACAACGAUGAUAAAGAAAUCAGAUAUGAACGACUGGACCGUCUCCUCACUUACUUGAAUACUGCUCAUAAGAAAUUGACUGUGCAUCUCACUGGGGAGAACCUGUCUCUGGAAUUGAAAAACAGUGAAGCCAAUUGGUUUAGGAAGAUAGCUUGGAAUUCAGCUCUGCAGUGUGAGGACUGUCCGAGUAGAAUGAGAGAAUUCUUCAUGCUUUCCUACCAGCUCUCACAGAUGCACCCAGUUGACAAAGGUGUUCUGAUUGGACAGAAGACUUGCUUACUAAUGGCAGCAGCAGCCAGUCUUGAGAUGGGUCGAAAAGCACCAAAUACGUCUGAGCAGAUUGAGCGUCUCACUCAGGCACAGGAGCACAUUGAGGUUUGUUGGGAAGUUUGGAGGACACUGAAAUCCACAGCAGCAGGUGAUAUCUCUAAAGACCCCACAGAGACUCUGUUGUUGCUGUAUGAGUUUGAAGCCAGGGCGAAGCUGAAUGACUCGGAUAUAGAUCACGUGUUGGAGCGAGUUUUGCAGCUUCAACAAAUAGAGCCUAAAACACUGGAAACGCUGGCCUCUUUAUCCAUGGAAGCUCCUGCUCACUACCCGUCAGUCUGCAGGAAGGCCCUGAAGAUUGCACUGUCCCUUCAAAAGAAGCAGCCUGAUGUUGAUGUAACACGGUGCAGCAAAUGUCUGCACAGCCUUAUCCAGCUAUCACUGCCCACUGGAGUGUCUGACAUUGAAUCUCAGAUCUUGGAGGAAGUGUGGUCUUACUGUGAGGAAGCACUGAUCAUUAUAGAUAGCACGCAGGAAGAGUAUCCAGAGGUGGAAAUCCUAUGGUUGAUGACUCGAGCUUGGAACACUGGUGUUUCUUUGUACAGUUUGGGGAAGUACUCUGAGGCAGAACGUUGGUGUGGACUUGGAAUGCGCUUCCUUAAAUAUCUGGGAUCGCUGAAGAACAGCUAUGAAGCUCAGAUGAUGGGACUCUACACAGAUGUUUUGGACAGAAUGGAUAGCGAAAAAAGGGCACUUCCUAUUGAAGAGUGAGUGACCCAGGAGCUGGGCGUUGUAUCUCUGCAGCUUAGCAACAGUGGCUCACCAGUCAGCAUUUAUUAUAAAUUAUUCAUUUACAUCUGUAAUUUGAGUCGCCAAAUUCACAUUGAUUUUACUGCCAAUUGUGUGGAGGGAAUGUCUGAGAAGAUCUGAGAUUGCUCACAGGUUUAAAAGCUGCAGGUGCAACAUGGGCUGAUAUAUGUAACAGAUGGUUUGGUUAGAAUGGCUCAUCAUAUUUGGCACAACAACUGGGACAUUUGCAAUUAAUUUUUUUUCAAAUCAUACUGUAAGGAAAUGUUUGGAAGUUAUUUUAACAAAUUUGGGGUCAAAAAAUUUUCAGCUGCUUGUUUUCUCACUGCCUUUUUUGACUUGUUUACAUAGGCAAAUGUUCUGUUCAGCGCUUUGGGACGUCCUCCCGAUGUGAAAGGCGCUCUAUGAAUGUAAUUUUGUUGACCUCUGUUGCAUUUGCAAUAUUUGAAAUAAAGUCAAACCUUUCAUUUAA
Callorhinchus milii (elephant shark) is the source of this 3325-nucleotide messenger RNA. RefSeq names its product testis expressed 11 (gene tex11). NCBI's taxonomy places the organism in Eukaryota, Metazoa, Chordata, Chondrichthyes, Chimaeriformes, Callorhinchidae. Gene Ontology annotation, biological process: meiotic cell cycle. The record is from RefSeq and is a predicted model, not a curated record. The coding region runs from base 1 to 2817 and encodes 938 amino acids. The transcript has 30 exons. Gene Ontology annotation, molecular function: protein binding.